UGGGUUUUUUUCUUUUUCUUUUAGGAGCUGGUGAAUCCGGAAAAAGCACAAUUGUGAAACAAAUGAAAAUUAUCCACGAAGCGGGAUAUUCCGAAGAAGAAUGUAAACAGUACAAAGCGGUUGUCUAUAGUAAUACCAUCCAGUCCAUUAUUGCUAUCAUAAGAGCUAUGGGGAGACUGAAAAUAGACUUUGGAGAUUCAGCCAGGGCUGACGAUGCACGCCUACUCUUUGUCCUUGCUGGGGCGGCAGAAGAAGGUUUUAUGACGGGAGAACUCGCUGGGGUGAUCAAAAGAUUGUGGAAGGAUUCCGGAGUCCAUGCCUGUUUCAACCGAUCGAGAGAAUAUCAGCUUAACGACUCGGCUGCGUAGAUCAAACACAUACGAAGAAGCAGCUGCCUACAUCCAGUGCCAGUUUGAAGACCUAAACAAGAGAAGAGACACGAAGGAAAUCUACACCCACUUCACCUGUGCCACCGAUACCAAGAACGUUCAAUUCGUCUUUGACGCGGUCACCGAUGUCAUCAUAAAGAAUAAUUUGAAAGACUGCGGUUUAUUCUAAACAUAUACCAUAGAUAUCCAACUAUCCUUCUUUCUUUCUUUCUUUUUUUAAAAAAACCAAAUGUGCUUUUUUUUUCUAAAAAAAGAAGACCAUGAAUAAUUUUAGAGCUGGGGGGUUUAUUUAUUUUUAUUUAUAUAAUGCGAUAUAUAUAUAUAUUGUCCGUGAGUGGCCUUGGGUUCAGAAAGACAAUCCUGCUAGUUUUAUGUAGUAAGCCAUGCAUUCUAAGGACCAGAACGAUGGAGUCUUUCACUCUCUAAACCAUCAUUCUAUAUGUCCAUUGGACCAGUUGGAAUAAUUCCAAGCAACCAUGGGUACUGCUGGGAAGCAUUGACCAGAUAGUCAAUAUAGCCCCUGUGAACUACACAGUGGAAAUCCUUCAUCUUUGACAUGUGUAGCGUGUCAUAGAAGAGGCCAUGCUUUUAUGAUCUACUGUUCGAAACCCCGCUGGAGAUGCCUUGUCAAAUACCUUGAGUGUGUGUUGACUUUUGUCCAUCAGUGUUGGGUUUGUGAGUGGUGUGAGCUGCCAGCGGACAGCGGAUCUGGCAGCAGAUUCAGACAGUG
This is a messenger RNA of Thamnophis sirtalis, 1119 nucleotides long. NCBI's taxonomy places the organism in Eukaryota, Metazoa, Chordata, Lepidosauria, Squamata, Natricidae. The record is from RefSeq and is a predicted model, not a curated record.